This is a messenger RNA of Meleagris gallopavo (turkey), 888 nucleotides long. Lineage: Eukaryota; Metazoa; Chordata; Aves; Galliformes; Phasianidae. The record is from RefSeq and is a predicted model, not a curated record.
GCUGUGGGUGGGUGCUGGUGGCCGUGGGCAGCGGGAAUGGGGCGCUGGUGGCCGUAGGGAAUGGGAGCCGUGGCCGUGGGAGGCGGUGACGGCCGUGGGCAAUGGGAGCCGUGGUGCCGGUGGCCGUGGGGGAGCUCGGGGUCUCGCCCCGCCGUGACGGUCCGUGUCCCCGUAGGGCUGUGGGUCCGCAACGGGACGGGGCUGAUCCGCAGGGAGGGCCAGCAGCUCUACUGGACCUUCGUGGCCCCCCAGCUGGGCUACUGGGCAGCGGCAGUGCCCUCUCCCGGCCCAGGGCUGGUGGCCGUGGCUGCGGGCAUGAAGGACAUCACGGCGUACCACACCAUCUUCCUGCUCACCAUCCUGGGCGCGCUGGCCCUGCUCGUGCUCACCCUGCUCUGCCUCCUCAUCUACUACUGCAGGUCAGCGCCGGCCUCCCCACGCUGCCCAUGGGGUCCUGCAGCCGGCCGUGGGGUCACGGUGUGCUUGGCACCCAUGGGUGGCCGAUAGUUGGUUACGGGGCCCACCACCUGCUUGGCACCCACGGACAUCCCAUAGCUGGUUGUGGGUUCCACACCUCCUGGCGCUCACAGACAUCCCAUAACUUGCCAUGAGGCCACCAACCCUGUCUGUCCUACAGUUGACUAUGGGGCCACACCACCCCCAGGUGCCCUGUAGCUGGCCACGGGGACCACCAACCCUGAGCAUCCUAUGGUUGGCUAUGGGGCCACCAGCCACGUGUGCCCUACAGCUGACUAUGGGGUCUACUAACCCCAGAUGUCCUGUACCUGGCUGUGGGACCACCAGGCCUUGGUGCACCACAGUGGACCGUGGGGCCACCAAAGCUGAAUGCCCUAUGGUUGGCUAUGGGGCCACCAGCUGUGGGUGCCC